UCGUGAUCGUCAUGUUUUCUAACAUGUUGUUCUGUUUCUUUCUCUUUAUUUUGCAAAUUGUAAAUGUUACUUCAGACGGUGUCUUAGGGUGUGGGGGGUUUGUAAAGUCCGAUGUGGAUAUUAACUUUUCUCUGGUAGAGGUAAAACUUUACACAACACAUGGCAGCAUAAAGUACCAGACAGACUGUGCCCCAAAUACUGGAUAUUAUCUGAUUCCAUUGUAUGAGAAGGCUGAUUUUAUUCUGAAAGUAGAGCCACCUAAAGGAUGGAGCUUUGAACCAGAGAGCUACAGUCUGAAGGUGGAUGGAGAGACAGAUAAAUGUAGUCGUGGGGAGGACAUUAAUUUUAGAUUCACGGGAUUCACAGUAUCUGGAAAGGUGAUUAGUAAGGGUCAGUCUGAUGGUCCAGAAGGAGUCACUGUAACCUUGUUGAAGACAGGCACCACCUCUGUUCUCCAGACCACCACCACCGGAGAAGGCGGGGCCUACUCAUUCUCCAAAGUGAUGCCAGGAGACUAUACCGUACAGGCCACAUCUACAGGAUACAAGUUCUCACAGAGUGAGGCCAAGUUUACAGUGAAGAGAGACAAUGUCAAUGUGCCUAGUUCAGUGGUCAUCUCUGGAUACCAAGUCACUGGUCGUGUGCAGAGUGAAGGUGAAGCCAUCAAGGGAGUUAACUUCAUUCUGUUCUCAAAACAGUUCAAAAAAGAGGACAUCUCGGACUGUAAGAACGACAUCCCCUCCAGCUUUUCCCACUCCGAGCCUGUCUCCCCUCUCUGUUAUGUUGUGUCCGGUGAGGACGGAUCUUUCGUGUUUCCAUCCCUGCCAGUGGGGGACUUUUUUAUUGUACCAUUUUAUAAAGGAGAACACAUUCGUUUUGAUGUGGCCCCAGGAAAGCUUGACUUUCAUGUCCCUCACAGUCCCUUUACUAUUCCGGAGGUUUUCCAGGUGAAAGGAUUUUCUGUAACUGGAAAAGUUCUAGAGAGCAGCAAGGGAAGUGGAGUAGGAGGAGCCAAAGUUUUGAUUGACGGUAAGCAGCAGGCGACUACAGAAGCAGGCGGGAAGUACCACCUAGAGAACAUGAAGACGGGGACAUACAGAAUACAGGUCCAGAAGGAUAAUGUCUUCUUUGAUGAGAUCAGUGUUAAGAUUACUCCGAAUACCCCUCAGAUACAAGACAUCAUAGCAUCAGGGUUUCACAUGUGUGGUCAGGUCAUCAUUGAUAAAUUACCAGAUGGUGUUCAGGGGUCUGCUAAGAGGAGAGUAAUUUAUUACCCCCAAGGGAAGGCCUCAGAUGCAGAGUCUGUAUUGACCGACAGUGAGGGUAAAUUCUGCUCCCAGGUCAAACCAGGCAAAUAUAUCGUCAAGGUACACUUGACAGAUGAGGAGACUAAGGCAGGCCUUCAGUUAGUUCCCAGUGAGAAAGAGAUCACAGUACAGAAUGCUCCAGUCCUGGAUAUUGUGUUUUCACAGUUCAGGGCCAAGUUGUCAGGCUCCAUCAAGUGCUUAGAGAAGUGUGGUGGAAUGGAAGUUUCCUUGAGUCCUGUCAGCAGAAGUGACAACAAACAGAUUACACAGGCCAAAGAAGGUGCAAAAGGGACCGUUUUCCAGUUUGAGAAUAUUUUACCUGGAAAAUAUAAAGUAACUCUCCUCCAUGACACCUGGUGCUGGAAAGACAAGACCCUGGAGAUAGAAGUGAAGAACAGUGAUGUCAUAAAUGUAGAUUUCACUCAGACUGGAUAUAUCCUAAAAUGUACAAUCUCUCAUGAAAUCAUACUGCACUUUGAACAUAACAAGAAAGCUGGGUCCGUAGGCUCCUUCAACUUAAACAAAGGCACAAACCGCUUCUGUCUAGCACAGCCUGGUGUUUACAAACUGAGACCAGACUCCUGUCACAAGUUUGAAAAAGAGGAAUAUAUCUAUGACACAGGUAAUCCAGAGUUACUGGCCUUGACAGCAGUGUCUCAUCUAGUAGAGGGCAGUGUAACAGCUGAGGAAAAAGUGAAUGAUAUUCAGAUAGACAUCUCGUCCAGUAAAGAUGGUGAGGUCGUGACCCUUGGUCCUCUCACUGUCAAGGAAGAAAACAAGGGAUCCUUCAUCUACAAGUUCCAGCACUGGGCAAGAUCCAAUGAGAAGAUGCUUUUCACAGUGAAGUCCAAGGAGCUCCUGUUCAGCCCAAGUUCAGUGGAGGUCACAGUCGUUGGAGACACUUGCCCAGGUGAGGCUGUAAAAUUUGUAGGUAAGAGAGGAAUUUUCAUCACAGGAAGUAUAAAACCCAAACUGGCAGGUGUAACUGUGACUGUCACUCAUAAAGAUGGCUCAGCAGAACCCAUCGUCAUAGAAACACCAGAGUCAGGAGAGUUCAAAGUUGGUCCACUACACAGAGAAAAGGAAUACGAAGUGACAGCAGAGAAGGCAGGCUAUGUAUUAGAGAAGGAGAAAGAGAAACCAUUGGUAUUCACAGCAUCCAAGCUCGGGGAAAUCUCAGUUCAGGUUGUUGAUGAGAAAAAUCAGCCUCUUUCUGAUGUUCUUCUCUCUUUGAGUGGAGGAAAGCAGUACCGCAGUAAUAAUGUCACCAGAGAAAAUGGAACAAUUGUCUUCAUUGGUCUGAGCCCCGGCCAGUAUUACUUGCGUCCAAUGAUGAAGGAGUACAAGUUUGAGCCUAACUCCCAGAUGAUCGAUGUCCUGGAGGGCACCACCAUGAAGAUCAGCAUUAAAGGAAUCCGAAUUGCAUACAGCUGCUAUGGAUUUGUGACGUCUUUAAAUGGUGAAGCAGAGCAAGGAGUGAUUGUAGAGGCAGUGGGUGACAAACCUGAGUGUAACCAAGAGGAGAGCAAGACUGAACCUGAUGGCUCCUACAGGAUAAGAGGGCUACAGCCUAAGUGUACAUAUCAGAUUCGUUUGAAGUCAGAAGUCAAUCCACAUAUAGAAAAGGCUGCUCCACAGUACCAGGAACUAGUGGUUAAGGACUCUGAUUUCACUGGUAUCAAUAUUAUUGCCUUCCGCCGUAACAAUCAAAUGGACGUCAGUGGAAAUGUGGUCACUGAAGAAGAAUUCCUCCCACAUCUCAAGGUGCGCCUGUACCGAGAUGACAAUCCUGAUUCCCCGAUACACACCUCUAGUCUUGGUCCUGUGUCUUUCUUCUAUCUCCCUUCACUACAGAUGACUAAUGAGAAAUACUUACUACGUCUGGAGAGUACUCUUUCUAAGGCGGCGUAUGAAUAUGAUUUACCAGAAAUCAGCUUCCAGACCAACAAAUCUUACAAACACUUCACAUUCAAUUUCACACCCAAAAGGAAAUCAUUAGAACAAGAGUUGAGUCAGAGCUCUGUUCUAGCUCUACCACUAGCAAUACUUAUAGGAGUAGCCAUUUAUAAUUACCAAAAGUUAUUACCAGUACUUUCAAAAGCUGUAGUCCAAAUUAAAACUUUAAUAGCUGCCAGUCAGAGUGAAGUUGCCCCUAGCAACGGUUCCAGCGAGCCAACCACAUACUCAGCUAGUUUUACAGAGCAAUCUAAAAAGAGGAGUAAACCCAGAAAAACAUGAUGUCUUAAGAGCAAUAAAGAUACAUGAUGUAAUAAUUAUAUUUAUCACAUGUUUACUCCUUUACAAAGUGGAUAUAGCUCAUAUGAUAUUGUUUUCAUAUCAACAAUAUUGUGACAUCACAAUGGUUUUUGCGUAAAAGUGAUAAAGUCAAUUGAUUCAAGUAGAUUCACAUAUAAAACAGUGUAAAACGUGAUAAAAAGAUUCUCCCAUUGGUUUGUGGUUAGAUAUGCUCAGGCAUAGAAAACACACAACUCAUUGGAUAAAAUUCAUAUCCAACCACAAACCAUGGAGAUCCUAUAUACAGAUUUUUGAAGACAACAUUUAUGGUUUGAAUAUGAUCUUAUAAUGAAUUUGAUACUUGAAAAAUUUCAUAAAAUUUUAGAUCUAAAGCAAUAAUAUUCAAAUGGAAACUACAGUAUAAGUAGAAUGGGUUUUUUUUAUGUUCUCUGGAUAUCUGACUACAAAAUACAUUAAAUUAUUAUGAUAAAAGACAAAGAGAAAUUCAGCAUACAUGUAUAUUGUUUAUACAGCGGAUUAAUGUUUUGUGUAUUUAGACUUUUUUUAUUUGUCACAGCUUUACUGUGAUUCAACAAUGCUAGUGUGAUUUUAGGAGUAUGUUUGAUUGAGCAUGAGUAUGUGCAAUAAAGUUACUAUUCAUGAAAAUCGUGUUUAUGUAAUUCUAAGUAUGUUGUUAUUUUUGUGAGAGGAAAACAAAAACACUGAUUUUUUAAAAUAUUUUUUGUGUAGUCCUGUAUAGUUUUAAAAGCAAUUUUUGUUAUAAUUUAUGUUGGUGCAAAAACUAAAUGUUGUGAUCAUGUUAAUUACCUAAUGGAAAGACUUUGAUGAUUUAAACACAUUCUGUUUGCUCUGGUAAUCUUAGAGGCAAUGUCUUAUACUAGUAAGUAUAACAAAUUUGCGUGUAACUUAAGAAGAUAGUUUUGGGAAAUCUGAGUUUUACCCAAAUAUUUUAAGAUGUGUCAAUAAUAUGUUACCUAGUUAUAAAUUAAGAAUGUUUGUAGAUUGCGUAAGAGAAUUUGGAGUGAUUUGUAUAGUGUAAUUCACAAAAUCAAUGAAUGUAGGAUAUUUUGGGGGAGUUCAAUUGAAGUUGUUUGUUAUCAACAUUAAAACAGGAUUCAAGAUGAAAAAAAUCUGUUGUAUCAGUGAGUAGUUCUUUAUAUAGCAGAGCAAGGUGUACACAGAGUACCUGUAUCAUGUCAGUGUUUAAGUCAUGUGUAUAAGUUCUUUUUUGUACCAAGAUUGUGAACCAAAUGCUUGACUUUAAUGUGUAAUUGAAUGGAUUUGUACAGUGUGCUCUAAUGUAUGAAUGUAACUUCUUGUUGAUCUCAAAUAACCUUGUAAGUUAUCUGAAUACAUGUACAUGUAUUUGUAUAUUAGAAAAAAAAUAUUUAUACAAUAAACUACAAUGAUUUA
Messenger RNA from Saccostrea echinata, 4976 nucleotides. RefSeq names its product BOS complex subunit NOMO1-like. NCBI's taxonomy places the organism in Eukaryota, Metazoa, Mollusca, Bivalvia, Ostreida, Ostreidae. Gene Ontology annotation, molecular function: carbohydrate binding. The coding region runs from base 12 to 3545 and encodes 1177 amino acids. The transcript is spliced from 30 exons. The record is from RefSeq and is a predicted model, not a curated record. Gene Ontology annotation, cellular component: endoplasmic reticulum membrane.